AUGCAGCCAAUUCCACGCAUUGCCGGCCGCCUGAGAGGGCUGGGCAUGGCUGAGCUGCCUCCUACCUAUCUCGCGCCAUCACUUCGUCUUCCCGUCACGGUGUCAGCCGUCCAGUCUUCGAGCUUUUCUUCGACUGUCCCGGUGAGCGCUAACCCUCGACGCGACAAGAGCAAAAACCGUGGUGUGUCGGCUAUCCACCGAACCGGUCCCAGAACCCCAUUCACUGUGUCAAGAUGGCCGUUGCCCAAACCAGUGUCACCGGAAGACAUGCAACCCCGGGAAACGAACCCCAAUCACGGACUCUGGGCUUUCUUCCCCCCGGAUCGGACAGCAUUAUCUACCCCUGAAUAUGACAACGCUCAUGGACGUUCAUGGGGUAUUCAAGAACUCCGGGAGAGAAGUUGGGAAGACCUCCACGCUUUGUGGCAUGUGUGCGUUCGGGAGCGAAACCGCAUUUACACCUCUGAUUUCGAGAGAACCCGAUUGAAGCCCGGCUAUGGUGACUUUGAGUCUCAGGGACGGGAUAAGGUGAUCAAGAGCACCAUGAAGAACAUCAAGCACGUCCUGCGUGAACGCUGGUAUGCUUGGGAGGACGCCUCGCGAUUGUACAAAAGCGGAUACCGUCCUGAGAACUUCCACGGGCUUGACGACGUGGAAGUUGAGCAGACUAAGGACAAAGAACAAUAA
Penicillium bovifimosum is the source of this 687-nucleotide messenger RNA. It is a transcript of the gene mrpl4, whose product is annotated as mitochondrial 54S ribosomal protein uL29m. Gene Ontology annotation, cellular component: mitochondrial ribosome; mitochondrial large ribosomal subunit. The record is from RefSeq and is a predicted model, not a curated record. Gene Ontology annotation, biological process: mitochondrial translation. The coding region runs from base 1 to 687 and encodes 228 amino acids. NCBI's taxonomy places the organism in Eukaryota, Fungi, Ascomycota, Eurotiomycetes, Eurotiales, Aspergillaceae. Gene Ontology annotation, molecular function: structural constituent of ribosome. The transcript is spliced from 3 exons.